Molecule: messenger RNA, 2480 nt
Organism: Hippopotamus amphibius kiboko
Lineage: Eukaryota; Metazoa; Chordata; Mammalia; Artiodactyla; Hippopotamidae
Gene: SYTL1
Product: synaptotagmin like 1
Exons: 16
Coding region: 617-2377 (586 amino acids)
Biological process (GO): intracellular protein transport; exocytosis
Cellular component (GO): exocytic vesicle; plasma membrane
Molecular function (GO): small GTPase binding; neurexin family protein binding
Source: RefSeq, a predicted model, not a curated record
GGCCGCCACCCAGGCUCACACAGCAGACCCCAGAAGAGCCCCAAACGGUGCGUCUGCACACCCAGGACCUGCACACGGUAGAUAUUCAGGAAAUGCUGUUCACAUCGGUCACACGGGCAUUUCCACAGCAUCAUACACGACACCCGAGACACCCACCCACCUCCCAGGUGAGGGUGGGGCAGUAGGGGGAGAGGGCUCACUCGACAGGCUCGGGCUCACUGACUCAGCUGGGAGGGCACAGAGCGUGGGCGGGCGGGCGGCGGGCACAGGCCAGGACCUGCCUGACGAGCGUCCUCUUCCCAUCUCGGCCCUGCCUGGUGCCCCGGGAGGGAGGGGACUGGAGGGAUGGGAGGAGAGGAGAGACCGCCCAGUGGGCUCAGGCCUGGCUCUGCCCAUGGCCCCAGUCACAGGCCCCUUGCCACGUCCACACGCCCCUUGGGGCUGGGCAGUGUUUUCCUUCCGGAGUCACCGUGGUACCUGAGCUGCUUUGCAGCACUCGACCUCCACCGCAGGGACCCACCGCAGCCAGGUCCCAGGUGUCAGUGUGCCUGCGUGACCAGGUGUGCCUCUCACCGGGGGGAGCCACGUGUGCCCAGCCUGGGCGCUGCCCCAGCUGAUGCCCCAGAGGGGCCACCCAUCUCAAGAGGGACUCUGGUCCCUGCCUGGCCUCCUCAUGGCACAUGAGCCAGAGCCUGAGGCUGACUGGCUCUUGGACCUCAGCUUCCUGACGGAGGAGGAGCAGGAGGCCAUUGCUGAGGUCCUUAAGCGAGAUGCCCGCCUGCGCCAGCUGGAGGAGGGACGGGUCAGCAAGCUCCGAGCAUCGCUGGCAGACCCUGGGCAGCUGAAGAUCCUAACAGGGGACUGGUUCCAGGAAGCACGCUCCCAGCGGCACCACCACACCCACCUCGGCUCUGAUCUUGUCCGAGCCUCCAUCCGUAGGAAGAAGGGCUCCAGGGGAGACCAGGCUCAGGGCAGCGAUGGGGAGGCUGAGGCUGCUGAGAAAGAGACGGAAGAGGCGCUGGAGCCCAGGCUCCACAUAGACGAGGCCCCCCAAGAGAGGCUCAGCAAGGCUGAGGGACCUGAUUUUCCCUCACCAUAUGUCCCCCCAAAGGCUUCAGAUCAUGAGGAGGAGCCCCAGGCCCAGGACGGUGCGUGGGAAGGGGCGGGGCGGGCAGGGGAGAGACUCGCUGAGACCUUUGUGCCCCUCCCAGCCCCCGGCCCGGGGGGCUCUCGGGUCUUAGCCGCCGAGGAGGCGGGCCCGGAGCCGCAGCCGCCGUCGAGGGCAGAGGAGGAGCCGCAGCCCCCGCCCGUCCAGACCCAGGCGGCAUCCGAGAUCCUGGAGAAUGGGGAGGAGGCCUCGGGUCCCAAUCCCUCAUUCGACCGCAUGCUGAGCAGCAGCUCCUCCACGUCCAGCCUCAACUCCUCCACGCUGAGCGGCAGCCAAAUGAGCCUGUCGGGGGAGGCGGAGGCGGGCGCGGUGCAGGUGCGCGGCUCGGUGCACUUCGCGCUGCACUACGAGCCGGGGGCCGCCGAGCUGCGCGUGCACGUGAUCCAGUGCCAGGGCCUGGCCGCCGCCCGGCGCCGCCGCUCCGACCCCUACGUCAAAAGCUACCUCCUCCCGGAUAAGCAGAGCAAGCGCAAGACCUCAGUGAAGAAACGGAAUCUGAACCCGGUCUUCAAUGAGACUCUCCGGUACUCCAUCCCGCAGGCCGAGCUCCGGGGCCGCGUGCUGAGCCUGUCCGUGUGGCACCGCGAAAGCCUGGGUCGCAACAUCUUUCUGGGCGAAGUCGAAGUGCCUCUGGACACGUGGAACUGGGACUCCGAGCCCACCUGGCUUCCCCUGCAGCCCCGGGUCCCGCCUUCUCCCGACGACCUUCCCAGCCGCGGGCUCCUCUCUCUGUCCCUCAAGUACGUCCCCGCUAGCUCCGAGGGCCCAGGACUGCCCCCGAGCGGGGAGCUGCACUUCUGGGUGAAGGAAGCUCAAGAUCUUGUGCCUCUGCGCCCAGGGUCCCUGGAUACUUACGUGCGAUGCUCGGUGCUGCCUGAUGACAGCCGGGCCAGCCGCCAGCAGACAAGGGUGGUGCGACGCAGCCUCAGCCCCAUGUUCAAUCACACCAUGGUUUAUGAUGGCUUCGGGCCUGCUGACCUGCACCAGGCCUGUGCUGAGCUCUCUCUCUGGGACCAUGGGCCCCUGGCCAGUCGCCAGCUGGGGGGCACACGCCUCAGCCUGGGCACCGGCAGCAGCUAUGGGCUCCAGGUGCCCUGGAUGGACUCCACCCCUGAGGAGAGGAAGCUGUGGCAGACCCUCCUGGAGCGGCCAUGCGAGUGGGUGGAUGGCCUUCUGCCCCUCAGAACUAACCUGGCCCCCAGGACAUAGCUGCCCUAGAAGCCCUGCAAAACCCCUCUUUCUGGACCUCCAUCUCAGGGCCUGCCCUUGGCUAAAGUCAAUAAAGUGUAUUCUGAGGGCAACAAGGGGCUGA